Molecule: messenger RNA, 2123 nt
Organism: Hippoglossus stenolepis (Pacific halibut)
Lineage: Eukaryota; Metazoa; Chordata; Actinopteri; Pleuronectiformes; Pleuronectidae
Gene: atf7ip2
Product: activating transcription factor 7 interacting protein 2
Exons: 14
Coding region: 403-1674 (423 amino acids)
Biological process (GO): regulation of DNA-templated transcription
Cellular component (GO): transcription regulator complex; nucleus
Molecular function (GO): protein binding; transcription coregulator activity
Source: RefSeq, a predicted model, not a curated record
GGAGAAGAAGAAGAGAAGAGAAGAAGAAGAAGAGGAGGAGGAGGAGGAAGAAGAGGAAGAGGAAGAAGAAGAAGAAGAAGAAGAAGAAGAAGAAGAUUUUCUUACAUGAACUAUCUUUAGUUUUAUGAUUUACUUAUAAUUUGUGGAAACUGGGCUUUUAUUCUGAAGGGAUCUGAACGGAAGUAAGUGGAGCCGACACACCACCGGUGGUCACCUUGUUGGAGAAGUUUUCCAGGAAUUCUAAAGAAUUUGAGGACACAGCAAAGACCAGGGGAGAAGACACAGGUGGAUUUCUAAGUCUCCAAAAGCCUUGAGACUGAGGUGUUUCACGACAGCGUCAGCCCUCUGAUGAAGUCUGCAUUCAGCUGCUGUCUUAAGUGCACACUUCUGGUUUAGGUGAAAAUGGCAGAGGUUCAAGGUCAAAACAAAGACUGCAGGGGCCUUAGAAAGUCACCUCGAGCCACAGCAGACCAUUCCACCAAAGCCAAGAAAUGCAGCCCUGCGUCUGACAGGCAAAAAUACAGACGAGAGCAGAGAGCUCGGGUGAACAUUGGAAUGGCUAUGGAAAGGUGGCGUGAUGUGAAAGCAGCAAAAGGAUUAAAAACUGAUACGGAAGUGGCCCUGUGUCUCCUGGAUAAAAUGAAGCGAUCGCCUUCCACUUCCACUUCCACUUCCUCGGGAGACAGUGAUAAAAUGAUAAAAAUCUCAAUGUCUGAGGUGCAAGCUCUGAUCAAGCAGGAGGUUCGCAGUGAAACGAAAAGGAAUGAAAACAAGCUGCAGGUUUUAAUAGAGUCUGUUCAAAAUCUGGAUCAGGCAGUCGACUACGAAAAAACCAUCCAGAAACUAGAGGCUCGAAUCAACACGUUGACGAAGCGAACAGAAGCAGCUCUCGUCCACAUGACAAAUACACACAAAAAGAGUCCACAGCGACCUACUGAUAAAAAGGACGUGAUCAGGAUCGAUUCUGGGGAUGAAGCGAUGGAAACCAUGUCACAGACGGAUGUAAGGGAUUGCACCGACACCAUUGGCGAGUUCUUUCAUGAGAUGAAAUCCACUGAAAAGGCCUUGAAGAAGAUGCGUUCAGAUAAUGAAGAUAUGAAGGCUGCCAUGGCAACUCCUCGCGCUGUCACUGCUCAUGAGUCUCAGGGAAAUGUCAAGUUCAUAAAGAAAAGGCCAGAAGCUGAGGAGCAAAGAGAAAAGAAGACUGACUGUCCCAAGAAGACUGAAGAGUGUAUCUCCCUGAACAACAGUAACAUUCCCAAGGACUCGGAGCAGGACAAGUUCUCGUAUCCUCCUCUCCCCCCCGCUCCGUUCCCCUCCACCCUGAACAUAGCAGCGGCCUCGUACAACAUUCCCCAGAGACUAGACGUGCAUCUGGCCCUCAUCAGGGAGCCUCAGGGCCUCUCUGUGCUCUGGAAGGUGGCGGUAGAAGACCCUGUUGCGCCGCCCAUGGAUAGUUACAGCGUCUACAUGGCUGUAGAGAGGGUGAAGGGCAGCAGCUACUUCCCAAAGUGGAUUUUGCUCGGUGAACUGAAGGCCAUCCAACUGCCCAUGUGCGUGAUGAUCAAAAAGUACAAGCCCGGCCACAAGGUGUGUGUCACUGUGGUGGGCAAAGACACGUUUGGCCGGUACGGCUCCUACAGUGAAGUGGUGACCGCAGCAAUACCUGAAUAGUCAGGAGGAGGAUGUGGUUCCAGGAAAGAGCCAGUAAAACCCAGAUUUAGUCACAUUGUUGUUUUGUCAGUGUUCAUGUGUUCACUUAAGUUUGAGCAGUUUUAUUUGUGAUAAAUCUUUUGUAAUUGCACCAAAAUUUGAAUGUGAAUGUUUACUUUGUCUGUGGAGCCGCCAGCGACUGAUGGAAUCAUGCAACACACAUUGCAGCUGUUUAACACAUUUCUGUGUCUGUUUGUUUGUUUACCUGAAACCCAGAAGAGUAUUUAUAUUAGUUUUCUCUGUUUACCUCCACCAGCAUCAAACCAGAGAGUCGUUUGAUACGUGUUACUUUGGUAAUGGCAUUAUUAAGAUCAACGACUGUCCGUUAAGCCGUCACAUAAACGGCUACAUGUACUUUAAAUAUUGUUGAAUGUUUGAAUAAGCCAAUAAAGUUUUUUUUUUUCUAAAAA